Topomyia yanbarensis is the source of this 1871-nucleotide messenger RNA. RefSeq lists its product as uncharacterized. NCBI's taxonomy places the organism in Eukaryota, Metazoa, Arthropoda, Insecta, Diptera, Culicidae. The transcript has 2 exons. The record is from RefSeq and is a predicted model, not a curated record. The coding region runs from base 757 to 1386 and encodes 209 amino acids.
AGCUCAGUACCUAAACUAACUCCAGCAAAAUCUCUCUUCGAUGUCAGGCGGAGCUGCAUUUUGUAUCGGUACAUAUAAAAGAGACACCACGUGGCCUAAUGGGUGAUGCGCAAUCGCAACGAAUAGAAUCGGAGUUGGAGGGGAGAUUUUUGCCGAAUUCGAACCCGAAGAAUUCAGUUACCAGAGUGCAGAUCUCCAGCACGGACCUGACGAUUAACUGAAUAAAUAAUUAACAACUGUUCGCAUCGCCGGAUGUGAAUUUCUAGUUGUUGAAGGAGUACUAUUCACUUGACAGCGGAUUUGUUAAUAAAUUCUUUGGUUACUGAUGGUGAUGAUAUACUAUUGUCUAAAAACAUUUUCUUUCAUAAUGGUAUGUAUCCCGAUCUUAUUUUUGUAGCCAGGAGACAUACUAAUCCUAUGUAGGUCACGAAACAUCAGGGUAUGGUUUUCAUAAUUAUUUUGUGUAAAGCACCAAUCGACGCUUCGAAAUAUAACCAUUGUUAGAAUAGGGGUGACAUGUUGUGGAUAUAGGAUAAUUACCCAAAUAAGACAAAAAACACAAUAUACAUUUUAGCAUUCCUUAACAUUUUUCAAUACUUGUUCGAGACGUCAGUAUAUACCAUUGUAUGCCAACAAAAGUGUCAAAAGGAAUAAAUUCCAAUAUCAUUUUUUGAACUCUCUUUAAUAUAUAAUAUUAGCACGAUUUGGCAUGCCGCAUGAAACAAAAUAUCAAUAAGGGUACUCACUAAUAUAAUAAUGUUGUAUUACAGUCCCGAUGAAAACGAACUUGAUAUGUCCGACAUUCAUGCUUCGAAUGCGGACAAUGAUGAACCAGAAACAUUGGAUCUUCGUCAGCAUCCUGUCCCUCCGUUGGACAAUCAUCCGUUGGAUUAUAAAACUGAGCAGGUUUGUCGUAAGCGUCCGAGGAGUUUGCUAGAAAGCAGCCCAUACUAUCACCAAGAUGAAUUAGAUAGUUAUCGAAAACGUCAAAAGCUUACUAUGCAGCAUUAUUACGACGAAGCAUAUUCAAAUGUUGAAAAGAAGAUUCGAAACCCAUUUCUGGAUGAAUCGCUUAUGAAGCCUUUGGAUUCAUUCGAAAAUUAUGCUAGGAGCACAAUCAAUCCAAUCAACUACACUUUAACUGCUGAGGCAAUCAAUAGACGCAUUAGAAGUACUCUGGGACUGGAAGAAGAGGGUCAGAUAGGCUUCGAUCGACAGAGACCUCCCUCGAAUGAUGAAUGUUGCACGGCAAAUCCGGAAUGGAUGAUGAGGAGAAAUGCGUACGGCGACAACCCAUUUACAAUAACAUCGUCACAGAUGGAUAUAAAGCCACCAACUUUUCCUCACGAUGAUAACAACAAUGUGGACAAAAAGCCGUUUCUGUAAAGUAACAAGUUCGAUUAUAGAAGAUUGUAGUAAUUUGUAUUUGUCAAAGUCUGGCUACGCAAAAAAUAUCGAUUCGAUAAACAAUAGUAACGUAAAACCAUUUUUGCAUGAGGUUAUAAAUCUAUUAUUCUGGUGUAAUCAAAAACUGACAAAAAAUGAUACAAUUACAACACAAUGCAGACUUAAAUUUCCAAAAUUAUUCUUAAAGUUAGGAAGUAAAACAGUGCCAACAUGAAAUGUUAAUAUGUUAUAGUUAUCAGUUCAUUGAGCAUUUGGAAUUGGACCUUGGUAAACGGUAGGAACUGAAGAUGAUAUAAAAUUCCUAGACUGAUUAGAUAAUGCGUACGAGUAUCAAAUCAAUUAGAAGUAGAAGUAUUUUUUGAAUAUCUGGAAUGAACUUAUUACCAACAAUGUAACGAUAUUAUUACUCAACGAAAUGGUAAACUGAAAUGGGUAAUUAAUAAACGGCGUUCUGAUUUAAAGGA